Chelonia mydas (Green sea turtle) is the source of this 2426-nucleotide messenger RNA. RefSeq names its product antizyme inhibitor 2 (gene AZIN2). Lineage: Eukaryota; Metazoa; Chordata; Testudines; Cheloniidae. Gene Ontology annotation, cellular component: cytoplasm. Gene Ontology annotation, molecular function: catalytic activity. The transcript is spliced from 11 exons. The record is from RefSeq and is a predicted model, not a curated record. The coding region runs from base 719 to 2092 and encodes 457 amino acids.
GUUUGACUGUCAUCAGAAUUGCCUGGAUGAAGACUUCAAGCUACUGAGGGAUUGGUCCCAUCCCUGACUGCACCUCACUUGACCUGCCACUGUGGAGUCAUCAAUAGCCAUGGGAACCAGCAUUGGGGUGCAAGGGCUGGUCACCCCUGAUGAGAGCUGGGUUUUGCAGACUGCAGAGGAAUCCUCCCUCCUCUCGCUGUCAGGAUGGCAGUGGCUGAAUCUGAAUCCAGAUUUGGCUGCAACCAGAGAGGGCUGUUUGUAGCCAUCUUGAACCUUUGGAUCAGCAUGAGCUGUCAAGAGAGGAUGCCUGCAGAGGCAGCAGUGAGCCCUGGAGGAGAGAGGACGCAAUUAGGAAAUUCAGGCCUGGAAGUGCAGAGGCCAGUGUCUCCCUGCAAGGCCCUGUUCUCCCUAGGCUCAUAGCCCAAUCUUUGCAGGCUAUUAUCAGCAAAGAACUCUCUGCUCUCCUCCUGGCAUCUGAGGACCAAGUGUUUUUCAAAUCAUAGUAACUCCGCACCUGCUACGGGGAGGGAGAGAUCUCGGAUCCCCAGCAGCACCUGUGCCUCGGGGAGUUGCAAAAGCUCUGAGUUCACCGGAGAGCCCCCCUGGUAUUACACCUAGCCCCCCAGGAAGGAGGCUUUGGAACUCGUGUGUUGCAUACUUAGAAAUUACUUCCUACUGAAGGAGGCUUUAGAACUAGCAAUUGUCCUAGAUCUGGACGAUGAGUGGGUACUUGGACGAAUCAGACUUUAUGAUGGUGGAGGAGGGCUUCACCACCAGAGACCUCCUUGAAAAUCUCCUCAUGGAGGUCUCCCAGACGAGCGACAAAGGGGCCUUUUUUGUGGCAGACCUGGGGGACAUAGUGAAGAAACACCUGCACUUCCUGAAGGCCUUGCCCCACGUCAAACCUUUCUACGCUGUUAAGUGCAACAGCAGCAAAGGAGUGGUGCGGACGCUGGCUGAGCUGGGGGCAGGAUUUGACUGUGCUAGCAAGACGGAGAUUGCAUUAGUUCAGAGCAUUGGGGUCCCACCUGACAAGAUUAUCUACACUAACCCCUGCAAACAGAUCUCACAGAUCAAAUACGCAGCCAGCCACGGGGUGCAGCUGAUGGCCUUCGACAAUGAAGUAGAGCUCGGGAAAGUGGCAAGGAGCCAUCCACAUGCCAGGAUGGUUCUGUGCAUCGCCACCGACAGCCCCAGAUCCUCUGCCUGUCUGAGCGUGAAGUUUGGUGCCACCCUCAAGUCCUGCAGACACCUACUAGAAACUGCAAAGGAGAUGAAUGUGGAGAUCGUUGGCGUCAGUUUUCAUGUUGGCAGUGACUGCCCCGACCUGCAAGCCUUCACUCGGUCCAUAGCAGAUGCUCGGCUGGUGUUUGAAAUGGGUGCAGAGCUGGGCUACAAGAUGCACUUAUUAGACAUUGGAGGUGGAUUCCCUGGCACUGAAAAUUCUAAAGUCCGGUUUGAAGAGAUGGCAGCCACGAUCAACUCCGCCUUGGACUUGUAUUUCCCAGAAGGCUGUGGGGUGGAGAUCAUUGCCAAACCAGGACGAUACUAUGUAGCUUCCGCCUUUACCUUGGCUGUCAAUGUUGUUGACAAGCAGGAGGUUCCCUUGGAUCCGCCUGGCUCAGACGAUGAAGAGCCCGGCAGCAAGAAGAGCAUCCUGUAUUACAUUAAUGAUGGCAUCUAUGGAUCCUUCAGCUGCAUUUUCUUCAAUCGCACCUGCCCCAGCCCCAUCCUGCACAAGAAACAUGGCCCAGAUCACCCCUUGUUCAGCAGCAGCCUCUGGGGUCCUUCUUGUGAUGGGCAGGACUGCAUUGCAGAUGGCUUGGAGCUACCAGAACUGCAAGUUGGUGACUGGCUGACGUUUGAGAACAUGGGUGCCUACACCAUAGCAGCCUCGUCCUCUUUUAAUGGACACCAGCAGCCACAGAUCAACUACGCCAUGUCCCGGGAAGCUGUCCGGCUGCUACAGGGGAAGCAGCCACAACCAGAAGAAGAGGAUAGAGAGAGCCUGUGUGCUCCUCUCUCCUGUGGCUGGGAAAUCACAGAUACCUUGUGCAUUACCCCUGUCUUCACUCCAGCUAGAAUCACAUGAGCAGCACCAGUCAUGGCGGGGGCAGAUCCUUAACCAAGGGGACUCUUGCGUCCACUUCUCAUGCCCUCCCAGAUUUCUGCCCUGAAGUAGGACCUGGUUUACAUUCAGGUGUGGUUUUUUAAGUAUGCAACAUAAAUCCUGUUCCUCCUGCCUGUGUUGUGUUGCCUGCUGCGUGCCAUAGCAAAGGGCAGAGCAUUCGGUUUGUGGGUGUUUAUAUGCCGAUUGGGUUUACAUUAUUUUUGUAAGUUAUCCUAAUAAAUAGUUUUGUUUUUUUAUAAAUAAGCAGGUGGAUUUUCAUCCCCUUCCUGCCAAGGGGAGAUUUACAGAGCACAGC